Nymphalis io (European peacock) is the source of this 3376-nucleotide messenger RNA. RefSeq names its product E3 ubiquitin-protein transferase RMND5B (gene Sou). The transcript has 6 exons. Gene Ontology annotation, molecular function: ubiquitin protein ligase activity; protein binding. The record is from RefSeq and is a predicted model, not a curated record. Gene Ontology annotation, cellular component: cytoplasm; nucleus; GID complex. Bases 215 to 1390 code for a protein of 391 amino acids. NCBI's taxonomy places the organism in Eukaryota, Metazoa, Arthropoda, Insecta, Lepidoptera, Nymphalidae. Gene Ontology annotation, biological process: proteasome-mediated ubiquitin-dependent protein catabolic process.
UUUAAACAACAGACUAAAAAUAAAAAGUAGCACAUCCAAGAAAAACGAAGGAAAAAUCUUUGUUUUGAGUGAAAAAAAUUGAGUAUUUUAGAGCCAUAACAACAUUUAGUAUUCGUAACAACAUUCAGUUUAUAAAGAUUAAUCUGUUUAUGUAAAAGAACUACGAAAAUUAUUUACUCCAACUUUGGUGAUUUGGUGUUCUUAUUUGAAAGCAAUGGAUUCGUGUCUAGGAGUUGAACAAGAUUUAGAUAAAGCUACGACUAAAUUCUCUGCAUUAAAUGAUCACACCAGCAAGGUCUUAGAAGAUGUUAUAAACCAAGUAGAGGAAUUAAGAAAAGAAAUUUCAAAGCAGGCUCCAAAUACACUUUUAUCUCAAAGUCGAGCUAAGGCUGUUAGUGAGUUAACAGCUUCAGUUAAACAGAGUGUUUUCCAGCUGUCCACAGAUCACCGUGAGUUACAUGCAACUGUAUCUAGAGUUGGUAAAUCUAUUGAUAGACACUUCAUAGCCGACUAUGCUGCUGUCGCACCAAAAGCGGAAUCUUUUUGCUCAGACACUAAUAGACCAAUUAUGGAACAGGCUAUAGCACAGCAUUUGUAUAGACAAGGACUAGAGGAGGUGGGCGACUCGCUGGUGAGCGAGGCAGGCGUGUCGGCUGAGCGCGGCAGCACGUUCGCCCAGCUGCAGCGCUGCGCGGCCGCGCUGGCGGCCGCCGACCCCGCGCCGGCACUGGCGUGGGCCGCGGCGCGCGAGCACGACCUCGCGCACUCGCCGCUGCCCUUCACGCUGCACAGGAUGCAGGCGCUCAAGCUGGCCCGCGAGCAGGGCGUGUGCGCGGCGAUCGCGUACGCGCGCGCGCAGUUCCCGGCGCACGCGGCGCGGCACGAGCGCCAGCUGCAGGCGGCCGUGUGCGCGCUGGCGUGGUGCACGGCGGGCGCGCCGCCGCCGCCGCCGCAGUACGCGCACCUGCUGGACCUGAAGGCGCUGGGCGCGGAGGCGGCGGAGCUGUUCGUGCGCGAGGCGUGCGCGCUGCUGCGCCUGGCGCCGCACUCGCCGCUGGCGGGCGCCGUGCUGGCGGGCGCGCGCGUGCUGCCCGCGCUGCACGACAUCCGCGCCAAGAUGUCGCACCCGCACGUGCUGGCCGCCUGGGCCGACGACGAGCUGCCCCUCGAGGUGGAGCUGGGCGAGGAGGGCGGCGGCUACCACUCGGUGUUCGCGUGCCCCAUCCUGCGCCAGCAGGCGUCCGACCACAACCCGCCCAUGCGCCUGCUCUGCGGACACGUCAUAUCGCGAGACGCGCUCAAUAAGCUCGCUAUGGGAGUCAAAUUGAAGUGUCCUUAUUGUCCCAUGGAACAGUCCCCGUCGGAAGCUCGACAAAUAUAUUUUUCUUAAUUUUGCCGAUAAAUUACAUUGAUAAACAUUGAUUGUGUUAAGUUUCAUUUAUGUUAUAUAUUACAGAAAUGGCAUAUUGUAACGAGAAUAAAAGCCGGAAUAAAUGAUAACUUAGCUGUUACAUAGGGGAUGUUGUUUGUUUAUGAUAAUUAAUUAAAAAGUUAAGAAAGCAGCGAAAGCAGAUAAUGAAGUUACACUUCUAUGUAAUCAUAAGCGCUAGUAUUCAAUUUCUUUAUUAAUAAUAUUGACAACAGAGGCCGAAAAAUGUAUUAACUAACUUUAUUAAACAACUGACAGGUUUGAUAUAGAGCUUAGUCGCUAAUGUCGGGAAUGGCUUAAAAUCAAAUAUAUUUUAUCCCCUUAUUUGUUGUUUAUUUUUAUAUAAAAUAUAAAUAUAAAUGAAGUUGUUCAAAAUCUAUGAACACUUUACAUAGGUCUAGAAAACUUGCUAUCUCUACCUCACACACAACACAUGAGAAAGAGUUUGAGUUCGUCUACAACAUAAUAUGCAUCAUUAUAGAUUACUAAUUACAAUAUUUUAAAUUAAAAAAUGUUAUUGCGACCGUUUGAUUGCAAUUAAUAAGUUUUAUUAAUAUUUUCAACAUAGGCAAUGAAGCAAAUAAAAGGUACAUGUUCCUUUUAAAGUGCAUAUUUAUAUUUGCAGAAAACAUAAGGUAGUAUCUUAUUCGUCUAAACUUAUUUGCGGCUAUUUGACUUCUAAAAGGACUGUAGCUAUUUUAGUAACUAAAAGAAGCACUCGAGCUUUUGCAACAUGAAAUAUACAACCCAUAUGUAACUUUGCCGCUCUGAAGUUGGCUGCAUUUAACUGCACAGAAGUCAACACCAAACCAAAAUAUGGAGUAAUCGUGUCACUUAUCUGUCUCUGCGUAUUCCGUUAAGUAGAAAAGAAUCAUGUGUGUUUCAUUAUAUAUUAGUUACAAAGUUAUAUGUGGUGACCUGUUCUAUAACGUGUAGAUAAAUACAACGUCUUCAUACACUUUAAACUUUCGUAUAUUAUCCAUUUUAUAUAUUAAUUUUCAUUUAUAUAUAAUAAAUAUUAAGGAAAAUUAUUAGGGAAUGUUUUCGCAAAUGUGUUAAUGUUGAUUAACGUAAUUAAUUAAAUCAACGAGUUUUAGUGUAAUAUGUUUUUCAAUUUCAUGUGUGAUAAAUCAACUGCACUGAUGUAAUAAAUGUAGAAAGUUUUCUCUAUAUAUGCGAUAAAGUAAUUUUUUUUUUCAUAUCUUGUAAAUUGUAAGAAAUUAAGCACAGUUCAGUAAUUAAUAACUGCUCAUUUCUUGUAGAUAUAUAUUAAAAAAAUAAAGAUAUGGCACUGUUAAAAAUUUAGUGUAGGACAAGACGAAAUUUAUAAAAGAUCGAUGCAACUAGUAUAUAUACUGUAAAUAAAAGAAACUUACUUUCAUGAGGAAGGUCAGAAUAAUAAAGAAAAGUAAGAUAAAAUUAUGUAUUAUAGAGACAUACAACUUAGGAUUUUUAAAUUUAUUUAUAUGUAUAAUUAUAUUAUACAACUGACAUUAUAAAUAGUGCUAAUUACUAUAAAUUGCUUAGAAAAUGUAAAAAUACUCUGAAAGCAAUAAUUAUUCUUUCAAUAUGAAGAGGGCGAUAGUGGUAAAUAAGUCUCAUAUUGUAAUAAAAACAUAAGCCUUAACUAAUGUAGUUAUAUCGAGGUUGUAAAGUGCACAUGAUGUUGUCUCCUUUCGAAUGUCAAUUUAUUGAUGAAAGAGCGAGAGAAAAUUGUUUGAUUGAUAUUCACCGCUUUACAACUUUUAAUAGUAGACAUACCACUAUACAUUAGUAUUACAUGAAUGAUGAUUGAAAAUUUUUCGUAAAUUGUAUGUAUUUAGACUAAUAAUAAUAUAAAAAAGUAAAAAUAGAAGUAGUAAGCGUUAUCAUUGUGUAAAUAAAAAUGUCUCGCACGAUCUUCUGUAAAGAUUUGUAUAAUUUUUUUAAUAAAUUGAAUUUAGCAUA